Exophiala spinifera is the source of this 1071-nucleotide messenger RNA. RefSeq lists its product as uncharacterized. Lineage: Eukaryota; Fungi; Ascomycota; Eurotiomycetes; Chaetothyriales; Herpotrichiellaceae. The transcript is spliced from 2 exons. Bases 1 to 1071 code for a protein of 356 amino acids. The record is from RefSeq and is a predicted model, not a curated record.
AUGUCAGAUCAAGACGUUUCAGAGAUCGCCUCAAUUUUUGCGAAGCCCCUUACCGAAGAGUGGACGAGGAGGAAAACCCCGUAUGGGUUUGAUAAAGCUCUACAAAGAGCACAAGGCCUACCAAAAGAAGAUACUGAACGAAUUCUACUCGACACUGGGUUUAAGGCUUGGAUAUCCUAUUUUCUUGCUGGGCAAGGCAGUUCGAAUCACUAUAUCGGCCGGGCGGAGAAACUCAGGGCUAUUGAUACUCUUCAAAAGCUUUCGGUUGAGUCCAAAAAAGAGGUGGCAACUCAUAUCAUCAAUACUCAGGCUCACGAGACUGUCUCGGCUGCAAUUGACCGACUUUUGAAACGGCAAGAGAAUAGAUCAGCGGAAUCUCCGAAGUCAAUACCAGGCGAAAUACAGUUGGACUUAACGCUCGAACAGAUGCCACAAUCUGAAGCAUCGGUAUCCCCUAAUCAUAACGAUGCCAUGACGGUAGAGAUGAACGUGGAAUCGACUACGGCUACGAGGGAAAUAUCGAACGAUCUGCCUGUACCGUCACGAUCUUUCAAGCAACAGACAGUGUCAGACCCACCCGCCCAACUUUUACCGAACCUUUUCCCAGAGUAUAUGUGCAGCACGGUGAAGAAAGAUGGUGAUCAAGCCAAAGUUGAGAUGGUAUUCCCUUAUACUCUUGGUAUGGUUUGUAUGAGCCUGGUAAUUCUUUCGAGUAAGAUCCAACAUGUUGCAAUGGAGCUGUUCGGUGUACAUGUAGAAUCCGAGGAUGGAUAUCGAGUUAUCAUUGAAGAAAACGGGAGAAGAUUAACGCCUCAACCAGAGUUGGUUAUAUCGGGGGCUCCGGACGCGGCCAUUUCAAAGCUCCUUGGUUCAGAUAUGGGCAAUUUUAUCAAAGUAAGUCCCGCGCGCAAGAAAGAAUUGAAACAGGGAAUUCGUAUCACAAGAUUCGUAACUAUGCGAAUCUCCUGCGAUCCUCAAGAAGAUGGAAUUCUCACUAUCAACAUGGGGGAAGCCGAAGGGUAUUUGGUAAAAUGUACACUGUUUGAAGGGACAGAAUCUCAGAAAAUGUGA